UCUUUCAUGAAACGAACAUGGCAGAUGCAGUGGAUACUGUUUCAGUUCCUGAGCUCAGCUCACUCUUACAGGCGGACUCUUAUCUCAAACCGUAUGAACAGGACUUUAAAAGGAGGUACGGCCUGUUCCAGAAGCAGCUGAGCCUCCUUGAGGAGGCCGAGGGAGGUUUUGAUCAGUUCACUCGCAGCUAUAAGACCUUCGGAGCGCAUCGACUGCCGGACAACAGCGUGGUCUUCAAGGAGUGGGCACCGGCCGCGGAGGCUUUGUUUCUCACCGGAGACUUUAAUGACUGGGAUAAAUUCUCUCACCCGUAUAAAAAAAAGGAAUUUGGGAAAUGGGAGCUGCACGUACCACCCAAAGAAGACGGGUCACCAGCAGUGGCUCACAAUUCCAAAUUGAAGGUGGUACUUCACACCAAAGAAGGUGAGCGACUGUACCGAAUUUCACCUUGGGCCACGUACGUCACCAAGCUUGAUACUUCUGUGGUGUAUGACUGGGUCUACUGGGAUCCUCCUCAGCCCUAUGUGCACAAGCAUCCUCGACCACGGAAGCCCCACAGUUUGCGGGUAUACGAGUCCCACGUUGGCAUUGCGUCCCCAGAGGGCAAAGUGGCAUCUUAUAGCAACUUCACACACAAUGUGCUGCCCCGAAUAAAAGACCUUGGGUACAACUGUAUUCAGCUGAUGGCCAUUAUGGAACACGCUUAUUAUGCCAGCUUUGGUUACCAAGUCACCAGUUUCUUCGCAGCAUCCAGCCGAUACGGAAUCCCAGAUGAGCUGAAGGAGCUGAUCGACGUGGCACACUCAAUGGGCAUCAUGGUCCUCCUAGACGUGGUACACAGCCAUGCCUCUAAAAACACAGAGGAUGGCCUGAACCACUUUGAUGGCUCCGACUCGUGCUUCUUUCAUGGCGGGGAGAGAGGAGAGCACCCACUGUGGGGCAGCCGACUAUUCAACUACUCCAGCUGGGAGGUGCAGCGGUUUCUCUUAUCGAACCUGCGUUGGUGGAUGGAGGAGUACCGUUUCGAUGGAUUCCGGUUCGACGGGGUCACGUCAAUGCUCUACCACCAUCACGGUGUUGGUUCCGGAUUUUCUGGCUCGUACUCUGAGUAUUUUGGGCUUCACGUUGAUGAAGACUCGCUGAUCUACCUGACGCUUGCCAACCAUAUUUUGCACACCCUGUAUGAGGACUGCAUCACUAUAGCAGAGGAUGUAUCCGGUAUGCCCACGCUGUGUCGGCCUGUGCAGGAGGGAGGAUGUGGGUUCGACUACAGACUAGCCAUGGCUGUUCCAGACAAGUGGAUCCAGAUCUUGAAGGAACUCAAGGAUGAGGACUGGAACAUAGGCGACAUCGUGUACACGCUGACCAACAGACGAUACGGCGAGAAAUGCAUCUCGUAUGCAGAGAGCCACGACCAGGCUCUGGUGGGAGACAAGACCCUGGCCUUCUGGCUUAUGGAUAAGGAGAUGUACACUAGUAUGAGUUCUGUAAUUCCCAUGAACCCCAUCAUUGACCGAGGCAUUCAGCUGCAUAAAAUGAUCCGGCUCCUCACGCACGCCCUGGGAGGGGAGGGCUACCUCAACUUUAUGGGUAAUGAAUUUGGCCAUCCGGAGUGGCUGGACUUUCCACGAGUGGGGAAUAAUGAGAGCUACCACUAUGCCCGCCGGCAGUUCAACCUGUUGGAUAUGGAAGAUCUGCGUUACAGCCAACUGUACGCCUUCGACCGGGACAUGAACCGCUUAGAGGACAAGUACGGCUGGCUCUCCUCAUCACCGGCCUUUGUCAGCACAAAGCACCAGAGUGACAAGGUGAUUGUUUUCGAAAGAGGAAACGUCAUUUUCGUCUUCAACUUCCACCCCACCAACAGCUACAGCGACUACAGAGUGGCAGUUGGACCAGCAGGAAAAUACAAAAUCAAGCUGGACUCUGAUGGGGUACAAUACGGAGGCCAUGGACGACUGGACCACAACACAGAAUUCUUCUCCGACCCUGUUCCUUACAAUGACCGUCCCAACUCGAUGAAGGUUUACAUCCCCUGCAGAACGGCUGUUGUUCUAGCCAACGAGGAAAUCGAUUACUGCUACUGAUACACAGCGUUUCACUGAGAGAUUGAUACUCGGCACACAAGUCUAAACACUGGCAUUCAGCUAAGAUUGUCCUGUGAUAUACCGUAGCAGUGCCCCCUCAUUCCUCACACAGAUAAGUUCUGGAGACUUUCACACGAGAUCUGGUUUGUGUUUAACAUAAAAACACGUUAUAAUGAAUGUACCAUGUGUUAUAUAAAAUGGAAAAUGGUGCAGUUUGCUAAAUCCUAUCAUUGCUGUGUGAUCUCAUAGUGACACUGGUCCUAAAUCCUCCAUAGUAACAAACAUAGAAACGGUUUACUGAUAUUCAUAAGCAAAAGGGGUAAUUAAAUAACAAUGUAUUUCUCCCACACAGUGAAAUGUACGGUUAUAGAUUAACAAUUUAUAAAACUUGGUGGGACCUCUUGAACAUCCUGUACGUUCAGAUAUUGUAAAUGUAUUUGACAUCACUUAAAAAACAUCAAUUUAAUAAUGAAAUGAGCUAAAUGUAGCAUUUGUUCUUAUUACAUUGGUGGUGUUAAAUAAUUUCCAAAAAUGAUGUACAUAUUUUAAGAUACAGAGAAGAUUCUACGCUUCAAAGCAGAAAAUGAUUUAACAUUUUUGUGUUAAUAUUACCUGAAUGAUCAUUAAUGACCAUGUACACUGUGUAGAUUUAGUUCCAGAUUGUUCGCUGUGAAUGGUGGGCAGAUGCUCGGAUUGUUAAUUGGUCUGGUUAAAAUAAAAAUGUACAAAAA
Trichomycterus rosablanca is the source of this 2818-nucleotide messenger RNA. RefSeq names its product glucan (1,4-alpha-), branching enzyme 1b (gene gbe1b). Gene Ontology annotation, molecular function: cation binding; hydrolase activity, hydrolyzing O-glycosyl compounds; 1,4-alpha-glucan branching enzyme activity. The coding region runs from base 18 to 2087 and encodes 689 amino acids. Gene Ontology annotation, biological process: glycogen biosynthetic process. The record is from RefSeq and is a predicted model, not a curated record. The transcript has 16 exons. NCBI's taxonomy places the organism in Eukaryota, Metazoa, Chordata, Actinopteri, Siluriformes, Trichomycteridae. Gene Ontology annotation, cellular component: cytoplasm.